CUUUAGUUUAAUACAGUCUGUCUUCUUUUGGCCUUCUCUUUGGGCCUAUCUUACCCACGUCCCGGAAGUUUAAAUCGAUGUCGAACUUUAACAAUCUUGAGUAACAUGUUUCCGUCUGUGCAGCGUGCUACACCGCACCGUGCACGUACUGAGUCAACUGGUUCCUCUGGUAGGGGGUAAUUGUGCCAGUAAGUAACGUUGUGAAUUUGAAGUUCAUCAAUACUGACGUUUGGCGAGACUAUUUGAUGAUAUCUGAGGAAAAGACGGGACAAUGGAGGAGGAAAACCGGAAAAUGAUGCAUCAGUUGGAGAUCCAUCGUGAAGUUUUAUGCAACCAGGUCAAUGCACGACGACUUCUUGAUAGGAUGCGAAGUCGUCGUAUCUUCACAAAAGAUGAAUGUGAAGAAAUUUUGAAUGAGAUGGUGAAUCCAAGCUCCACAACAAAAGCAGGGUGUUUUCUGGACAACCUUCAAAGGAAAGGCCAAAGUGGCUACAAUGUCUUCUUGGAAUGCCUUGGAGAGAUGCAUCCUGAUUUGUAUGAGUUAUUAACUGGGCAUCAACCUGUAGCUCCAGUCAAUCCAAGCAGCAGUGUAUGUAGUUACGUCUACAAAUUUCCUAACAAGGUUGGUGAUGUGAUUGGAGAUCUGACACAAGAAGCUGAAGAACUUCACAGAAACCUCUACUUCUGCAAUCAGCUAAGAAUUGAUCAAGAACGAAAAAUUAAGAGUUUGAAUGAAGCUCUAGAGAUUGCCAGUAAGAAGGCAGGACAGUUUGACAAGCUGAAAAAUGCAAAAAGAAGAGCAGAGAAUAAAGUGAGUGUUUUGGAGGAUGACAUCAGAACAAUACUUGGAAACUCACUACGUCACAAAGAAGAGAAGGACCAGGCCAUGGCAAGUUUAAGAGAGAAAAUCAAGGAAAUACACGAGCUUGAGAGACGUUUGCAACAAGCAGAGGAUCAAGCAGAGGUACGACGCCAAAAAUGGUACCAAACAUGCAUGGAUAAACAACAGCUUAAAGUGGACAAAGAAGAGAUGUUACGACAAAUGUCCACCAUGGAAGAAGAAUUAAAACAAGCAAAGAGAAACGAAGAUGUUCGGAAGUCUAUGAGCUAUGCUUCAAACGAAUUGCCGAUUGACAACCACAGCCAAGCAACAAUUAAUAUCUUGGAUGAAGAACUUAAAAACUAUAAAGAGAAGUGUGAGGAAUUGGCUGGUAGUCUGCUCCAGGCCAGGAAUGAUCUACAUCGCGGUGACACAGAACUUGAAAAGUGCAAAACUGAAAAUGAAGAACUGAAACAGAAGGAAAAGAGUGCUAUAAAGAUGGCCGAGUUAUUCAAGACACAGUAUAAUGUCACCUGGCAAGAACUCAACAGGGUAAAACAGCAACGUAUCAAGGCCAUUGAUGAGCGAGAUAAAGCCCAGAUGGAAAGCCAAACACACCUUGCUGAGCUGCAUCAACAACAAGAGAUAUUACAUGCACAGUUACAAAAUCUACAACUCAUACAUCUAUGUCAACAAUGCUCCAUGGCCAACACACAACAGGUUCAGAAAUUCUUGGAUGCUGAAUAUACUGAUGCUGUAUCACCAAUCUUUGAAGAAGAUGUUUCAUCCUCUAACUCAAUUGAUCUACCUCCCUGUCCAAGACCUAGAGUCUACAACAUAGCACGUGAUGUGGAGAUUACAGAUAAAGUGCGUGAUCAAGUCUCUAAUAAGGAUACCUUUCCCGAUGAAUCCUUUUCCUAUACACCAAGCCCAGACGAGUCACAGCUUGAUGACUCUACCUCCUCAUAUCCAUGGUUUCAGCGCCAUGAAUCCCACACAUUAGGUGAUUCAAGGAAAGUUCAUCCAGGUUCAAUGAAGAGUCCUCACAUGCUCAGCUUGUGGAAUGGCUCUUGUGACAGUGAUGAUGAAGAUCUUGAUUCUGAUGACCUGGAUAGUAUUGACAGUGGUGAUGAACAAACAAACACAGGCAGAGUUGGAAAGCUCACUUCAAAUCCCUAUCGGCGAUCUCAGUCAUGGGACAAUCUUCUGUACAACACAGCAACAUCAGAUACCAUGCAAGAUACAUGUGAACCACCAUCCAAACACCAACCAACAAGCGCAUAUGGAAGUGAUGAUAAAGAUCUCAAGAAAACACAAAAGCCCACUUCAAAUCCCUAUCGGCGAUCUCAGUCAUGGGACAAUCUUCUGUACAACACAGCAACAUCAGAUACCAUGCAAGAUACAUGUGAACCACCAUCCAAACACCAAUCAACAAGAUAUGUCAUCUAGGAUCUGAGAAUCCAUCAACCGUCGGCUUGGAUGCUGCAAAUUUUGUCGCCUAAACCUUUAAAUCAUACAAGCGCCGAUAAAUGUUGAGCUGUUUUUCCAGCUUUACUGCAGUAAUAGACUGAUCCUUGAAUGCUUGCACCAUGGUGUUCAACAAAUAACCGACAUGACUUGUGUCCAAGACGUGUGCACAAAAAUCUGACGUGAAACCUUUUAACAGUGGUAACAGCUUGUAAAUGAAUGCUUUGACUUAUUGUUAUCAAGCACCCAAAUGAUCUGGCUGAGCAUCCAUCAUCUCUUGAUCUUUUGAUAUGUUUAACUUUGAAUAUACCUGGUGAUAAAAGAUUUUCUAAGCGUUUUAAUUGAGCAACUAAAAAUCUGUAUGUUAUUUAUUAUAUUUUUGUAUUUUUCUCUCUUUAAAGAAACAAAUUAGUAAACCAUUGCACGCUAAAGCAAAGAUCCAACUGGACACAGUUAAAAUCAGUAAUGAUUCUGUAAAGAAAGCACAAAGUAAACUUGGUGUGAUCAACGGACCACAAUCUGUAUAUUGGUCACACCAAACAUUGUCUUGGAAGUUGGUGUCUGCUUCAAAAGAACAUCUGCAGUUCAAUCUGAGACAGGCCUAUAGACUGAUCUAGUGAUCACAUUUGUCUUGCCACAACCAUGUGUUCUUAAUUUGACAACCCCAGUGGGGUACUGAAUGUGCGCAUACUGCCUGUGCACAAACAUGAUGCACAUGGCUUCUCAUUGUGGUUGUCAGCCCACAUACUCCAAUGAUGACAUGUACAUCGUCGCUUUACUCACGAAGUAUUAACAAAACCUCAAAAUUCGACAAAAGUUCAUCCCAAGACAUUUUCAACUACUUCGCAGUAACAGAAUUCGGAAAUGUUUGCAUUGUCCGAUAGCUUAUGAUUUGCUCUUUGCUAAUUCAUAGUUGUUUGUUAAAAAUAGUUCUUAAUUAAACAGUAAUUCAUUAAUACAACAUUUUUGCACUGGAGAACUUGGUGAGAACAUCAAUACUUUGGGUCCCAUAUUUUCCCCAUUACUUUGUACACAGUUUUUGUCAUUUCGUGGGAACAUGAAACCGCAGAGGCUGUACUUAUUUGUACUUUUGUUGACGCAACAAAUUUGUUACUUUUACGCGUCAUAUGACAGUUGAGCGUGCGCGUCUGUUCUUUUUCAACAUCGUUCGUGCGCACGUGUAUGCUCCCAUCCUGACGCGUGUAGACCAAUGUAUAAUUUCUCCGGCCCUGCUCAUGAGGCGACUUUUUGUCACUUUUUGAGAACAAUUUACACUUUUUUACACUUCGUAAAAACGAAAAAAGGCGGAUUUCAUGCUUUUUGUCAAAUGUUUGUUUACAAUAAUCAAGAAAGUAAACAAUAUUUCGCUUUGAAACUUGGUCAACUAUUGUAGACAACUAUAAUAAGGCUAGUAAAACUUUAAUUCGAACAAUGAUUGAUUUUCGAGGUUUUUGUCACUUCGUGGGCAAAACGACGACAUGUUUCUCUUUGAUGAAUGCAAAGAUUCAAGCUGGCUAUGUGCUUUGUGGACAGACUCUAAUAAUAGAUUGGUAGUGUUCCAGUUGCCAAAAAACACUUAAAGUGUCUGGAAAAGCUUGUAUAUCCUCUUUGGUGAGCACUGGUUGAGUUACUGUAUAACUGAUUUAAUAAUUUUAAGUACUUUACAUAUUUUAUUUAUCAUAUGCAUAUAUAUAUUUAACUAUGCUACAAGGCAACUUGUCUUUUGAUAAUGUAUAUAUAUUUACACAUGAUGCAUAUGGCUUUAGUAUUUUAUUUUCCUUUCAUUUUAAAAAGGAGUAUGUAUGAUGAGCUAAUUCCAUGAUUUGGGGGAAUCUGAUCUGAAUCCAGAUAGAGUUGCUUUUACUUUGGGCUGCAUUGUAACAGACAAGCUUCAGUGGACACUCCAAGUCUUGCAUGUAUUAGGGCAAUGCUUUUUACCAGGUAUGCAUGAGAAAAGGAAUCAAGUGAGUCAUCAUUUACAAAAAGAAGAGACAGUUGUUUUAGAGACAUCAAGUUUUGACGUUUUUAACCUUUUAUUUUGCUUUCCUUUCAUUGAUAAAGCAUUUGUUUGAAUUUUGUGUGGGACAUAGACAUUAUCGAUUGUUAAUUUUGUAUGAAAACAAUUAUGAGAAUGGCCUGAAUCCAACAUGUAAAGUUCCCAACGGCGCAAUUGAAAUGCACUCUCAUGCCAUAUGCCUAUUUGUCCAUUUGUAUGUGCAUAAACAUUUGUUGAAAACAUGUAUUUUCAGUUAAACACAUCUUAUGGUGGUGCUUCCAAAGAAUAUAUAUUUUUGUGCAAGCAGUCCCUACCUGUAAAGAA
This is a messenger RNA of Patiria miniata (bat star), 4607 nucleotides long. RefSeq names its product caspase recruitment domain-containing protein 11-like. Gene Ontology annotation, biological process: regulation of apoptotic process. The coding region runs from base 272 to 2269 and encodes 665 amino acids. The transcript is spliced from 16 exons. The record is from RefSeq and is a predicted model, not a curated record. NCBI's taxonomy places the organism in Eukaryota, Metazoa, Echinodermata, Asteroidea, Valvatida, Asterinidae.